ACAUUGGGUCAUGUUCUGGGCAGUCAGACUCUGCGCCUGGGGUCCUCUAUCUGAACAUCCUUUGUGGUCUUGAUCAAGCUUGUUGCUGUGAAGCCUCAGAUGUCAUCCAAACCUGGGAGUGUGGCUCUAGAUUUGCUCAUCUGACCCCAAAAUUUUCAGCCAAACCAGAGCAUAUGCUGGAGGUGGAAGGAGAGGAUUCCUUUCAAAGUCAACGCCCCCCACCCCCACCUCUGCGAUUUCACAUCUCCUUGGAGACUAAAGCUCCUCCCCCUGGAAGCUCCUGUUUUGGAAACCAAUGAGGUGGGGCCAGAAAGCAUGAAAGAGAGUUUCUUUUAUUUUACAUUUUGCCAUUUGAGUCUUGCAGAAGAGAGGCAGUGUUAUAUGCCGUGGGUGGUUCUGGAACCGCCAGGAAACCAGGCUGGGGAACAUAGCCCUGAGCUACCCUGAAGAGAGCAGCUGCAGGAUGCCAGUCGCCUGCCCUUUCACACUGGCUUUCACUGUGUUAAUUCCCUGAACGGUAAAAAACAAGAAUGGGAGUGGGGAGAAACACAGGAAAUGAAAGAAGAGAGAUCUGGGAAACGAACUCUGCGGGGGGGAGGGGCGGGGGAGAAGAAGAGUUAGCAGAAUUUUAGGGGAGAAAGGGGAGCAGAUAGAUGCAAACUAGGAGGCAGAGGGCAGAGGAAAAGGCUGGGUUUAGCAAUCUGCUACGGGGGUUUUAGACAAAGGAGGCUUGAGAGGGGCGUGAUUGGUUUCUAAUAUCAGCUGGGAGAGAGAGAAAGAGAGCCAGCACACUCCGGGCAUGGAACUGGAUGAAUCUACAGCACAUCUUUGUGGGCAGCAGCCGCUGGAGCAUGUACCACAGUAAGAACUGGAAAGAAACAAUACGCCUGGGAAAAGAUUUGCAGAUCUGGAUGGACUUGGCAUCUCACUCUUCUUGGAGGCAUGCCUUUAUCGGUGCGGUCCCUAUUUAUAGUUUCUGUCUCAACUGUAAUUGUUUUUAUCGUGUUCUAUGUGGUCAGCUUUGGGGGAGAUCAAAGCUACCAGAGAUUAAAUAUCUCUGACGUUGGGAUGCUGACUCAAGUUUGCACAUCCUUUAUCAACGGGAAAACUCCUUUCCUGUGGAGAAAUAAGCUCAUGAUCUAUGAGAAAUCUUCCUGCCAGGAAUACUUGACUCACAGUCACUAUAUCACAGCUCCUUUAUCUCGAGAAGAAGUUGAAUUUCCUUUGGCGUAUAUCAUGGUAAUUCAUCAUCAUUUUGAUACUUUUGCAAGACUCUUCAGAUCCAUCUACAUGCCCCAAAAUGUCUAUUGUGUUCAUGUGGACGAAAAGGCCACAGUUGAAUUCAAGGAAGCUGUGGGACAGUUACUCAGCUGCUUCCCAAACGCUUUCCUGGCUUCCAAGAUGGAACCCGUGGUCUAUGGGGGGAUCUCCAGGCUCCAGGCAGACUUGAACUGCAUGAAGGAUCUGGUGGCUUCGGAGGUCCCCUGGAAGUACCUCCUCAACACCUGUGGGCAAGAUUUCCCCCUGAAGACCAACAAGGAAAUUGUGCGGUAUCUGAAAGGACUUAAAGGGCAGAAUCUAACCCCAGGGGUGCUGCCCCCAGCCCACGCCAUCGGGAGGACUAAGUUUGUCCACCGAGAGCACCUGGGCAAAGAGCUUUCCUAUGUGAUCCGAACGACCACCCUGAAGCCACCACCUCCCCAUAACCUCACCAUUUACUUUGGCUCGGCCUAUGUUGCUCUAUCAAGAGAGUUUGCUAACUUUGUUCUCCACGACUCACGGGCUGUUGAUUUGCUCCUGUGGUCCAAGGACACUUUCAGUCCAGAUGAACAUUUCUGGGUGACACUCAAUAGGAUUCCAGGAGUUCCGGGCGCCAUGCCCAAUGGGUCCUGGACUGGCAACCUUCGGGCCGUGAAGUGGAUGGACAUGGAGAAUAAACACGGAGGCUGCCAUGGUCACUAUGUACAUGGCAUUUGUAUCUAUGGAAACGGAGACUUAAAAUGGCUGAUUAAUUCACAAAACCUGUUUGCUAACAAGUUUGAGCUCAACACAUACCCCCUGACUGUGGAAUGCCUAGAACUGAGACUUCGAGAAAGAACCCUGAACCAGAGUGAAACUGCAAUACAACCCAGCUGGUAUUUUUAAUGGAUGCUCUGAAGGGUGAUGACAGUUGGAAUGAAGAUCGUCUUUGUAAGAGACUUUGGCUUUGGUUAUUCUAAGGGAUUUAGGACCUGACUACAGAAUGACACCUACAAUAUCCACUAGACACUGUGAAAAUACAACAGGAUGGCUGGGUAGAGCAGUCCUGGCACUUUGACCAGCCUGGCAAUUUCUUCCUGCUCACCUCUUUAUUAGGCUAUUAUUAUGAUCAGUGAUAAAUUCAAAUGUUACUAUUAUUAUGAUCAGUGAUAAAUUCAAAUGUUACCAGAUACUUAUCAUAUAAUUAGAUCCUAAUAGAAAGGAAAAUGGUAGACAAUACCUAGGAAAAUAAGACAUUUGGUUUAUUUGAAGAAGUAAUCAUUUUUUAAAUUUUUUAACACAUUAACAAUCAUUACUCUGUGCACAAGCAUAUAUAGGUAUAGCAACAGCUUUCUGGUUAAUGCAUUUCCUUUAAACAAGAACAGAUCUUGAAAGGCUGGGGUGUGGUUCAGUGGUAGAGCACUUGCCCAGUAUUCUUGAGGACCUGGUUCAAUCCCUGACACUUGCAAAACAAACAACCUACAGACAAAACUAGAUCUUGUUGAGUUUCAACAUGAGCAUACCAGGCUCCCCAUGUCUGAAGUUCUGCACAUAAAGCCAUUAGCAAGACAGCGUGUGUGCUAAAAGACAAGAGCCACUGUCCACUGCCACAGAGAAAAGACCUCGGGGAUACCAUACGUUCCUUUGUUUUAUGCCAGAAUGGCCCCCAUUCUCUCUUCCUGUUCAUGGUAAAGUCCUCCCAAGAAGGAAGGCAUCCUGUCACCUUCGUUCUCUAGUCUAGUGGAGUCUCAAGUCUGGAACACCUUGAAUGAAUUACUUCUGGGACUCCAUCCCAGCAAAUAUAUCCUUCUGUAGAGACCAAAUUCAGUCUUGCAAUGCUUUUAACCACACUAUAGAAUGCUCUGGGAACUUUGCAAUGCCUGGUGCUGAUAGAAUUGCCUCCCUUUUUAAGAGCUUUUGGCUGCUGUCAUGCAUGCCUCACUCAUUCAUUCAUUCAUUCAGCCCACCUGCAGUGAUAUUUCUGGAGUACAUUGUGGUUCUCCCCCAGACAUAUGCUGAAGGAAAUAAGAGAGAAGACUUAGCCCAAUACUGAUGGUUCACACUGGUAAUCCUAGCCACCCACAAGGACCCAACAAUCACAACUUAAAGCCAGUCCCAGAUGGAAAGUCUGAGAGACUCUUAUCUUCAAUUAACUGCCCAAAAGCCAGAAGUGGAG
Molecule: messenger RNA, 3415 nt
Organism: Perognathus longimembris pacificus (Pacific pocket mouse)
Lineage: Eukaryota; Metazoa; Chordata; Mammalia; Rodentia; Heteromyidae
Gene: Gcnt2
Product: glucosaminyl (N-acetyl) transferase 2 (I blood group)
Exons: 3
Coding region: 943-2145 (400 amino acids)
Biological process (GO): transforming growth factor beta receptor signaling pathway
Cellular component (GO): membrane
Molecular function (GO): acetylglucosaminyltransferase activity
Source: RefSeq, a predicted model, not a curated record